UACUAAUUAUUGAUGACUCAUUAUCUCGAGAUUCAAAAAUCCCCAAUUUUUCUGUAAAAAUUCAUUCCAAUUAGGGUUUUUGUUUUUGCUGAUUCAGGGAGAAAAAAAAUGUCAGACCUAGAUAGACAAAUAGAGCAGCUAAAAAAAUGCGAGCCAUUAAGAGAAUCAGAAGUGAAAGCUCUGUGUCUUAAAGCCAUGGAAAUCCUCGUCGAAGAAAGCAACGUUCAACGUGUUGAUGCUCCCGUCACGAUAUGUGGAGAUAUCCAUGGGCAGUUUUAUGAUAUGAAGGAGCUUUUCAAAGUAGGAGGGGAUUGCCCUAAGACUAAUUACUUGUUUCUUGGAGAUUUUGUCGACCGAGGAUUUUACUCCGUCGAGACUUUUCUGCUUCUACUUGCUCUUAAGGUUAGAUACCCAGAUAGAAUAACUCUAAUUAGAGGGAACCAUGAGAGCCGCCAGAUAACACAGGUUUAUGGAUUUUACGAUGAAUGCCUGCGUAAAUAUGGCUCCGUGAAUGUUUGGAGAUACUGCACAGACAUUUUUGAUUACUUAAGUUUAUCAGCUCUCAUUGAAAACCGCAUUUUUAGCGUUCAUGGUGGUCUUUCUCCUGCCAUAUCAACAUUGGAUCAGAUCCGAACUAUUGACAGAAAGCAAGAGGUACCUCAUGAUGGUGCAAUGUGUGACCUUCUCUGGUCUGAUCCUGAAGAUAUUGUAGAUGGUUGGGGUUUGAGUCCACGUGGUGCUGGUUUUCUAUUUGGCUGCAGUGUGGUCACAUCUUUCAACCAUGCAAACAAUAUUGAUUAUAUAUGCCGCGCUCAUCAAUUGGUAAUGGAAGGAUACAAAUGGAUGUUCAAUAACCAAAUAGUUACUGUCUGGUCGGCUCCAAACUACUGUUAUAGAUGUGGUAAUGUGGCUGGAAUUCUUGAGUUGGAUGAGAACUUGAACAGCAAGUUUCGUGUUUUCGAUGCAGCUCCACAGGAAUCAAGAGGCGCACCAGCCAAAAAACCGGCACCUGAUUACUUCUUAUGAUACAAUGUCAAAGCCUUUUAUCGUCAAAUACAAUUCUUAUUGAUCGCAAAGAACAACUACAGUGUGGAUAGUGAAGAAAAUCUGGAGCAAACAGCAGAAGAAUUCGAGAGUGGUAUAACCGAGUGAUCGAGUCUUGAAACAACCCGGAGGACCUUACUUUGAUCUCUCGGGUUUGAUUUUUUUCGAAUUUCCACUUCCAUUGCCGCUAUUUAUUGUCUCUGAUGAUAGUAUUCUUGUAUACCAAGUCAAUCAUGGAAACAUUAUUUGGGUAUAGAUUAAAAGGGUGGUGUAAAAGAGGGUUUGGUUUGCAUUCAUUUGAUGGAAGAUUGUUUAGUGGACACGGAACAAGUGUAAGCUCUCAGAUUUGUUGUGCUUUA
Messenger RNA from Mercurialis annua (annual mercury), 1403 nucleotides. RefSeq names its product serine/threonine-protein phosphatase PP-X isozyme 2. Lineage: Eukaryota; Viridiplantae; Streptophyta; Magnoliopsida; Malpighiales; Euphorbiaceae. Gene Ontology annotation, molecular function: protein serine/threonine phosphatase activity. The record is from RefSeq and is a predicted model, not a curated record. The transcript is spliced from 8 exons. Gene Ontology annotation, biological process: peptidyl-serine dephosphorylation; double-strand break repair via homologous recombination. The coding region runs from base 109 to 1026 and encodes 305 amino acids. Gene Ontology annotation, cellular component: cytoplasm; nucleus.